This is a messenger RNA of Coffea arabica (coffee), 1110 nucleotides long. The record is from RefSeq and is a predicted model, not a curated record. NCBI's taxonomy places the organism in Eukaryota, Viridiplantae, Streptophyta, Magnoliopsida, Gentianales, Rubiaceae.
AGCUCAUCAAGGCAAAGAUUUGGCUUCUCGAGGUAGAGAGUUUGCUCAAGGGACUACUAUAUCAUACUAUCACUGUCAUCAAGGUCUCCAGCAAGGAUCAGAUCCAUGCCCUCAACGAGGAGCUAAAUAACUUCGAAAAAAUUUUCAGAAGGUCUACCGAGUACUAGAAGCAGAUCAUAGCAAUUUGGCAAAGAAGUGGUCAGGGAGUUAGCAUCGCUCGCGUCAUCCUUUGGUGUCAAAGAAAUCACAAGUUACGGGGGCUGUACCAUUAUAUAUGGGACGGCAACUUCUGAAGGUGGCAGUGAUCGGAGCUGGUGUUUCGGGCCUUUUGACAGCCCGAGAGCUUCAAAAAGAAGGCCAGCAGAUUGUGGUCUAUGAGAAAUCAAACCAAAUUGGUGGUUUGUGGGUGUACGAUCCUGAAGUCGAGACUGAUCCACUUGGCCUCGACCCUAAUAGAAGAAUCGUUCAUAGCAGCAUUUACGAUUCACUUCGGACAAAUCUACCUACGCAACUUAUGGAAUUUACAGAUUACUCCUUCACAAUCGAGAAAAAUGGUAAAUAUUUAUGUUUUCCUGAUUACAAGGAGGUCCUCAAAUUCUUGAAUGAUUUUGCUAGAGAUUUUGGACUCGAUGAUCUGAUUCAGUUUAAUACUGAAGUCGUUUCUGUUAAGCAAAAGAAUGGUAUGUGGGUUGUUGAGUCGAAAACAAAUGGCGAUGAUCAAUUCAAGAAAGAAGAACAUUUCGACAUGGUCGUGGUUUGUAAUGGUCAUAACACUCAGCCAAAAUUAGUAAAUGCUCCAGGAAUUAAAAAGUGGCCCGGAAAACAAAUUCAUAGUCACAACUAUCGUGUUCCUGAGCCUUACAAGGAUCAGGUUGUAGUUGUGAUUGGUCACGGGCCAAGUGGCUUCGAUAUAGCCUUCGACAUUGCCAAGGUAGCCAAAGAAGUUCAUGUUUCAUCAAGAUGCCCACAAGUUGAAGUCAGAAAACUCGAGACCUACAAAAAUGUAUGGCAGCAUCCAAAGGUGCCCACCAGAUAGAAUAUUGCCAUGAAAAUGGUGAGGUAGCUUUCCAAGAUGGAGCUUUGAUUGCUGCAGAUGUCAUAAUUCACUGU